Messenger RNA from Trifolium pratense (red clover), 2290 nucleotides. RefSeq names its product nucleolin 1-like. Bases 155 to 2059 code for a protein of 634 amino acids. The transcript is spliced from 20 exons. The record is from RefSeq and is a predicted model, not a curated record. Gene Ontology annotation, molecular function: RNA binding. NCBI's taxonomy places the organism in Eukaryota, Viridiplantae, Streptophyta, Magnoliopsida, Fabales, Fabaceae.
UUGUACGAAUCUCCAAUUUGACAACUUGCAAAAUCAGUGAACUGAGAAGAAAAACGCACCGUAUAGCAUUGGCGCGAGUUGCUCGGAAUUAGAAGAAAUCCCUAACCCUAACGGCUAGAUCAAUCCCAAUUCUCUCAUUCGAUUCACCUCAAAUAUGGCCAAUGAAUCUGAAUCCGAAGUCUGUGAUAAUGCAAUUCCACCACCAAAAAUUCGCAAAAGAGAGUGUGAGGAUGAAGAUCAGGAGGAAGUGAUUACAAAGAAGCAGAAGAGAGAUGAUGUUGUUGUAAAGCAAGAGAAUGAGGAAGAAAUUAAUCCAGAUUAUUCUGAACAUGAUAAUAAACUUGAAGCGGAAAAUGAAUCUGCUACUGGUUGUGCUACUUUGGAAUCAUUGGAUGAUGGUAGCGCAGAUUCUGACUCUCCCAGAAGCUUUGGUGAGGAUAAUCCUGAAGAUUUAGAGAGUCCAGAGUACAACGAGGAAAAAAUUUCCAAAACACCUCAGGAAAGGCAUGAAACCCCAGUCACACUAACUGGAAAAUAUGCUGAAUCGAAGACAAUAUUUGUUAGAAACCUGUCAUAUAGUGUGGAACGGACUGAUAUGGAAGAUAUUUUCAAAGAUUGCGGUGAAGUUGUUGAUGUUCGAUUCAGCAUAGAUCCCGAAGGGAGGUUUAGAGGCUUUGGACAUGUUGAGUUUGGAACAGCAGAAGCAGCACAAAAAGCCCUUAAAUUGGAUAAUACAGAAUUAUUGAAUCGUCACAUCAAAGUUAGUAUAGCUGUAGAAAAGAGUGAUUAUCCCCCCUAUAAAAGCAACUUGAGCAGCUCAUUCCAUAAGGUUGGAAAUCUUCAAUCUCACACUGUAAAGGGUUUUGACGCAUCCCUUGUAGAAAACAAGCCUAAAAGUCCAGCUACACCAAAUGAAACAAAUGGUGCAUCAAAGACCAUAUAUGUCAGAAACUUGUCAUACUCCGUGGAACGAGCUAAUAUGGAAAAUCUUUUCAAAGAUUGUGGAGAAAUCGUUGAUGUUCGUCUCCAUACAGAUCGCGAAGGAAAGUUUAAAGGCUAUGGACAUGUUCAGUUUGCCACAGCAGAAGCAGCACAAAAGGCUCUUGCGUUGAACAAGAAAGUAUUUUUUAAUCGUCUUAUGUUUGUUGGUUUAGCUCAGGAAAGGGGUAAAUAUUCCCCUAAUAGAAGCAGCUGGUCCUGGAGCAGCUUAUUCCAUAAGGAUGAAAAAAUUCAGUCUCAAACUGUACCUGUGAAGUGUUUUGAUACAUCCCUUGCGGAAGACAAAUUGACUUGUGCAAAGGAGGAGGUUAAAGAUAUAGAGAUGUUUGAUGCUGCCCCUGCUGAGAGUAAAGUUCCUGAAACCCCAUCUAUCGGAAAAGCGAAAAAUGAUGCAUCAAAAACAAUAUGUGUUAGAAAUUUGUCAUUCGAUGUGGAACGGGCUGAAAUUGAAAAUAUUUUCAAAGAUUGCGGAGAAGUUGUUGAUGUCCGACUCCAUGUGGAUGUUGAGUUUGCAACCGCAGAAGCAGCAGAAAAGGCUCUUGAGUUGGAUAACACAAGAUUAAUGAACCGUCCCAUCAAAGUUGGUACAGCUUCAGAAGAGGGUGAAUGUUUCCCGAACAGAGGCUCGAGCAUCUCAUUCCAGAAGGCCGAAAGUUUUCAGCCUCUAACUGUAUUUGUGAUUGGAUUUGAUACAUCCGUUGCAGAAGAGAAGAUAAAAGCUAGCCUGUAUAAGCAUUUCUGUUCUUGCGGAGAGAUUACAAGGAUCUCAAUACCAAAAUUUCCUGAUUCUGGUACUGUUAAGGGGUUUGCUCAUUUGGACUUCAAGGAUACUGUUGGCUAUAAUAAAGCACUAAAACUUGAUCAAACUGCCAUUGGAAAUCAUUGGCUGGCAGUUGAAAGAGCAAAGCCAAGGAUAAGACGUGAUAAUUAUGGUAUAGGUGGUGGUAGAGGUGGCUAUCACGUCGGUGGUAGGGAUGCAGGAGACCAUGGCGGGAGAACUGGAUGGGGCAGAAGUCAUGGUGCAGGGAGGCACUGGACAGCCAAUACCGAGCACUGGUGAAGGCACAGGUAUUAAUUUUUCUACAUUGAGGCGAGAAGAAGGGGUAUUAAUUUUUGUAUAUAUAUUAUUUCAUAGUCAUGUAUUGUAAGUUUAUUUAUUCAUUAUGAUUGCUAAAUGUAUUUGGAGCUUUCUUUUCAACUUUUUAGGCAUUAUGCCCUUGGCCGAGCAUUUCGAGUACGUUAUUAUAAACUUCAUCUUUUAAUUAAACUUUGAAUUAGUAAGUGCUGUAAA